Molecule: messenger RNA, 850 nt
Organism: Trichosurus vulpecula (common brushtail)
Lineage: Eukaryota; Metazoa; Chordata; Mammalia; Diprotodontia; Phalangeridae
Gene: DDIT3
Product: DNA damage inducible transcript 3
Exons: 4
Coding region: 173-685 (170 amino acids)
Biological process (GO): negative regulation of transcription by RNA polymerase II; intrinsic apoptotic signaling pathway in response to endoplasmic reticulum stress; ER overload response
Cellular component (GO): CHOP-ATF4 complex; cytoplasm; CHOP-C/EBP complex
Molecular function (GO): transcription factor binding; RNA polymerase II cis-regulatory region sequence-specific DNA binding; protein heterodimerization activity
Source: RefSeq, a predicted model, not a curated record
CUUGCCGAGGUCAGACGCUUGAGUACCAGACAAAGGAUAGAUGAUGAUGAAGAUGACCUGGUGGCAGCGGCAAAGCCAGAACCAGAGCCGGGACCCGAGGAGAGAGUGUUCCAGAAGAAAGUGUAUCUUCAUACAUCACCAUACCUGAGAGCAGAGUCUGAUCUAACCAGAGAUGGCAGCUGAACCACUGCCCUUCUCCUUUGGGACACUGUCUAGCUGGGAGCUAGAGGCCUGGUAUGAGGACCUGCAAGAGGUGCUGUCCUCCGAAGAGAAUGGAGGAACAUAUGCCCAACCCCCUGAAACAGAACAGGAAGAACUGAAAAGCUUUACUACUCUUGAUCCAGCCUCCCUGGUCUGGCUAGCUGAGGAGCCUGGGCCAGGGGGAAUCACAAGCAAUGGUCAGAGCCCUUGCUCUCCCGAGUCCAGCCAGAGCUCACUGGCCCAGGAAGAAGAGGAGGAGCAGGCUGAACGAGGAAGAAAUAGGAAACGGAGACACAGUGAGCAGUCCCCUGCUCGAGGUCGGAAGCAAAGCGUGAAAGAAAAGGAACAGGAGAACGAACGAAAGGUGGCUCAUCUGGCUGCUGAAAAUGAGAGACUGAAACGAGAGAUCGAACGACUGAGCAAGGAGGUAGACAUGACACGACAGGCCCUAAUUGACCGCAUGGUCAGCUUGCCCCAGUCAUGAAUGGCUGGGAGCUGGAGGCCUUGCUCUCCAGUAUGUCCCCUUUCCCAGGUGCCAAUCAGCAACCACACGAGCUCCAAAGGGAAGGUCCCACACCAUGUAUAUAGAUGUUAUAUUUAUUAUCUCUGACCCGCUGCAUUAAAAUGAUUUAUACUCAAUCAUAUCAAA